Molecule: messenger RNA, 1734 nt
Organism: Fragaria vesca subsp. vesca
Lineage: Eukaryota; Viridiplantae; Streptophyta; Magnoliopsida; Rosales; Rosaceae
Exons: 8
Coding region: 877-1734 (285 amino acids)
Source: RefSeq, a predicted model, not a curated record
GCGAUACCGCCGGAAACCACCGCCUCGACCCGUCGGAGACCCCGCCAUCCACCGAUCGUUGGUGCUCAUCGACCCGAGCAGUCAUCGCUGCCGCCACCACAUCCACCGCAUCCACCCGCAUCAGUCAUCGCAACUGAACUCGCCACUGCAUCCACCCGUCGUUCAGUGUCUAGCUUCUCCCACCUUCUCACCUUCUCACCGCCUCCAGUCUCGCCACCUCAUCAAUCCCAAAUUCAACCGAUACUGAGACGGUGAUCGUGGGGAAGAGGAAGGACCGAGCCACUAAGGUCAGUGCUAUACGGCAGAGCGUCGGCUCAGCUAGCAGUAGCAGUCACCCUUCCCCUAUGCCGGCUGACACAGUACCACCAGCGGGUCCCCCCUUGAUUGUGCGGCCCAUUCUCGUUGACACUACUUCAACGGGAUCUCCAUCAUCUACAUCGACACCCAAAUCUGCAAAACGCAUCGUCGGCAGCGCUCGUUUGAAAGUUAGAAACCCAACAGCUCCGGCCCUGAAAAAGAAGCGGGGUUUCUAUUCUGGAAAGAAGGCGGAGAGCAUCGUUGCACAAACGGGGCAGUAGAUCAAGCUGCAGUAUUGCCCCCGUGUAAAAGGCCCUAGCGUGAGGGGGAUAAACAGCUUGGUGGCGCAUGAUAUCGGUUGCGCCAUACGGAGUCUGGUGGGAAUGAGGGCAAGGACGUUCUACGACCUUGAUCAGGAUGAGAAGUGGAAGGUGUGGAAUGCACUGUCGCUGAAGUACGAGUGGGAUGAAAAUGAUGAGCCAAUGUUCGAUUGGAUACUGAAGAAGGCACAAGAGAGGUACAAGGACUGGAAGUACCAGUACGUGUCACAAAGCUUAUCUGAAUGAAGGGUCCUCUGGCAUGCCUUCAGAUUUCAUUGGGAGAGAGGACCAGUGGGAGUUUCUAUGCCAGCAUUUUGAGUCAGAUGCGUUCAAGAGACUCUCCUUGGCUAACAAGUGGAACCGUGGGGAGAAGACUAUGCACCACCACACGGGGUCUUCUCCUAUCAUCUACGCAAUGGAGGAACUCAGAAUACAAGAGGAGCAGCUUCCAAUUAUCAAAGGUUUUGAGAAGACCUAUGUCAGGAAUGACAUGGUUGAUGAGGUCAAUAAACGAAAUGAUGCAUUUAAGGAACAACACCCUGACGCGACGGAGGAGGAGAUUAUGGAGAGUGUUCAAUCUCAACAAAUUGUGGUGUUGGGUAAGGUGCUCAAAACUCGGAAAGGAAAGGAGAUCCGAGGGAUGGGACAAGGAGGCAAGCGAGACUUGAGCCAAUCUUCAAAUGGUUCCACUUCACGUAGUCGUCCUCCUAGAGUUGAUGAGCAGCAACUCCAAGAGAUGCAAGAGUGCUAUGAGCAGAGAUUGAAGGAAUCAGAGGAGCGUGCCCAACAACAAUAUCAAGAGGUGCAUCAGCGUGCCUUGCGUGCGGAGUCUAUGUAUAGCGUUGUGCAGUCCCAAUUUGCAGCCAUAUAUGAGCGCCUAGUGAAUAAGGGUUUCCCAGGUGAGAAGGUGAUCGAGCUUUUAGGUGGCGGCGACGGCGACUUCACCUCUGCUCCGGUUAGGAAGGUGGCGAGUCGUCCCAAAUCGUGUGCGAAGGCGGAGCUGGCUUUUGUGUUGUUUCGACAGCGCAAAGCCGAGUUUCUAAAUCGUGUUGGGGUCGGCAACGGCUUUGUGGUUUGGUUUGGAUCUAGUGCGGUGUGUGUGGCAGUACAAGAGUAG